AUGACUUGCACAUCGACAUAUUACGAGAUCUUAGACAUCCCGUCGUCUCUUCGAAAUGCAACACAUAUUCCGGUAGCAACUUUGCGAAGCGCAUAUCGACGCGCACUUCUUCGAAAUCAUCCUGACAAAUCUCAAAGCCAAGAACAAGGUCAUAUAAACAGACCCCAAACGCUUUAUACUAUUGAUCAAAUAUCCGUGGCUUUCUCUCACCUAUCGGACUCCAAACUACGAGCACAAUAUGACAAGGAAUUGAGAUUGCAGAAUCGCUCUAUAAAUGGGGCAGGACAAAAGGAAGGAGAAGUUUUCCGAACGGGUGUUGAAGUUGUCGAUUUGGAUGAUUUGAAUGUCGAAGAAGAGAAUGGUAUAUGGUAUAGAAGCUGUAGAUGUGGAGAUGAUCGAGGGUUCUUAAUUCGAGAGCAAGAUUUAGAGGAGGCAGCUGAAGAUGGUGAGAUCAGUGUGGGAUGCAAGGGAUGUAGUCUCUGGCUCAAGGUUCUUUUUGGUGUAAUGGAGGAUCUGCCAGACGAUAAGGGAUCGGAUACAUAG
Messenger RNA from Botrytis sinoallii, 543 nucleotides. RefSeq lists its product as uncharacterized. Lineage: Eukaryota; Fungi; Ascomycota; Leotiomycetes; Helotiales; Sclerotiniaceae. Gene Ontology annotation, molecular function: metal ion binding. The record is from RefSeq and is a predicted model, not a curated record. The transcript has a single exon. The coding region runs from base 1 to 543 and encodes 180 amino acids. Gene Ontology annotation, biological process: protein histidyl modification to diphthamide.